AUGAAAUGCUGAUCGAAAGCUAAAAUAAAGGUUAGAAUGAGGGGUAUCGUCAAUAUUUUGAAAAUUCUCGUCGCCUUUUUUUAUGACUAUACACGAGGAUUAUGGUAUACUAUUACCACAAUUUUGGUUCUGGGCUACUGUUUACAUCCGGCUCGAUUUGCUAAGCAUUAUACCUUCAUAAAAGCAGAGGAUAUUUACAAUGAAAUGGAAAGGUCGUACCCAGCAAGAGAUAAUUCUUGCACGAUUACGAUCAAUCCCCAUAGAUCAUCCCACUUACUUUAUCCUGAAGAACACCCUCGGGAAGAUCCGGUGGCAAUGGCACGGCGAUUGGGUAUAUUACCUGGAGGACAAUGGAAACCUCUAAACUGUUACCCUCUGUUCAAUGUGGCCAUUAUCUUGCCAUAUAGAAAUCGGCAAACGCAACUUAGCAUUUUAAUGAAUUACAUUCAUCCUUUCCUGCAAUCUCAGAAUCUUGAUUAUAGAAUAUUUGUGAUAGAACAGACUCAAAUGCGCGAGUUCAAUCGUGCUAAACUGUUCAAUGUUGGAUAUGCAGAAGCAACCAAAGUGAAUGACUUUCACUGCUUCAUAUUUCAAGACAUAGAUUUAAUACCUCAGAAUCCUGACAAUAUUUAUGCCUGUACCAAAAUGCCCAGACAUAUGAGUUCAAGUGUGAAUACAUUCCGUUACAAUUUACCAUAUACCGGUUUGUUUGGAGGUGCAAUUGCAGUAACACGCAAACAAUUUGAAAGAGUUAAUGGAUUCUCUAAUGUUUUCUAUGGGUGGGGUGGAGAAGAUGAUGAUUUUUAUAGCCGUUUACAAUCCAGAGGUUUUCAGGUCAUACGUUUUGGACCUGAUAUUGCUCAGUAUUAUAUGUUAACACACAAGAAAGAAUCACCAAGUAGUGCUAGAUUUGAAAAUCUUGAGAACAGUGCUAGAAGAUAUGAUACUGAUGGAAUUAACAAUUUGGAAUAUAGAGUAUUGAAUCAUCAAUUAAGGCCACUAUACUCUUGGAUUUUAGCAGAUGUAUAG
This is a messenger RNA of Habropoda laboriosa, 1029 nucleotides long. RefSeq names its product beta-1,4-N-acetylgalactosaminyltransferase bre-4-like. Gene Ontology annotation, molecular function: N-acetyl-beta-glucosaminyl-derivative 4-beta-N-acetylgalactosaminyltransferase activity. The record is from RefSeq and is a predicted model, not a curated record. Gene Ontology annotation, biological process: glycosphingolipid biosynthetic process; carbohydrate metabolic process. NCBI's taxonomy places the organism in Eukaryota, Metazoa, Arthropoda, Insecta, Hymenoptera, Apidae. The transcript is spliced from 2 exons.